CUCGCUCCUUGACGCGACGACGGCACAGAGUCUUUCCGCCCUCCCCUGCACAUCAAAUCUAGGAAUACCCAGACCACGCAUCGCGAAAAGGAACUGGUGCCACACCGCUCCAGUGUAUGGUACACACCACAGGGUUCCGCCAUCUUUCUAACCUGCACACUCACGACCUGCCAUCAUGUCCAUGUCCAUGCCCCGAGCGGGACCGCCUCCGGUAUCACAUCUGUCGAUGAGCAGCGGCAGCGACUCUCGCUACAACAGCAUGGGUGGAACUGGUCCGGGCACUCCAGAUGACGUUCCUUACAACGGCGGUCCGUACGAGGCGGCGCGACCGGCGGGAACUUCUCCACCAUCUUCCAUCCACCCAGGAAGCUUUUCAGACUCAUCGCGACCGUCCGGAAGUGGUGCGAGCAGCGGCCAACGACCUCCUUCAUCCGCCAGCUCCGUGGGAAUGCUUUCCGCCGACGGCCGUCGUGGUCCCAUGAACAGAGACAGCUCCCGCAGUCAAAUUCGACCUGAAGGCGAGGAGGCGCUUUCAAGACACUACGUGGCGCUCAAGUCAUAUCUAUCACUCCAACUGCAUGACGAAAAGGGUCAAAUAAAACCAAACAGAGCGCGGGACAAGCUACUCCGACUUUCCAGCACCCAGUUCAUGGAAUUGAGUACCGACGUCUACGAUGAAUUGAUACGCCGCGAGGAUGAGCGCCUGCAACGAUUGGACAAUCCACCUCGCUUCUUGCUACCCAAGCAAAACUUCCACCCAAAACGCAAUCAAGCUCGACAGAAGUUGUCGACUCUCCCGAUUGAGCGCUUUCGUCAACUCGCCACCGACGUCUUUUUCGAACUCGAACGACGGAUCCCACGGUUUGUGGGAGGUGCCGAUCGUCCCAUGAGCAGUACUAGCAGUGGCUCAAGAGCCCCGAGCCGUGGAGGGAUGCGACCACCUCCACCUUUUGGACAGAACGGCCGACCGCGCAUGGGCCCGAACGGACCCAUGUCUCCAUAUUAUCCGCCGGGGAGCCCCGGAAUGCCCCCUGGCAAUCGACGCCCGAGUGAAGCGGGGUCGAUGGGAAGACCACUUCCCAAGACCUUUCAAAGCAGCACGAUCGUGCCGAACAAGAGUACUAUGGUUGAGGAUGACGAGGGAGACGACGACUAUACACACGACCGGACGCACUCCGGGGGGUCCUUUGCAGACCGAGCGAAAUUGGAAGCGCAGGAAGCGGAGAUCACAGUGCUCAAGGAGAAGUUGGAGGAUCUAGAGACCAAAUUAUCAGACGGUGGAAAUUCAGAUCAGUGGGCGAGCCUGCGAGAAGAGCUGGAGCAAAAAGUCCUGGAUGCGCAAGCUUUGAAUGAGAAACUACAGAGUGAGAUCGAUCAACUUCGGCAAGGCAGCUCGGGACGAAGCAUCGAGGAGCUCGAAGAACACAAUCGGGAGCUGCAAGCCAAGCUUGCUGAUGAUAACGCAAAGGCUGCCUAUGGCGAUCGCAUGGAACUUCUCGAGGAAGAAAUCGCCAAACAAGAGACCAUGAUGAACGAAGUCCGAUUGGAAGCCACGAACUAUCUCAAAGAGAUGCGAGAUCUCAGCCGACAACACGAUCAGGCGAUCGAACAGGAGGAGCGACUCGCCACUCGAGUCAAGCAGCUCGAAAAGGAGAAUUCCGAAUGGCGCUCGCGAUAUGCGAAAAUCAAAGCGCAGAACAAGUCGUUGCGUGCCUCCACGAUGGGUCUCGGCUUGUCUACGGAGCUGGAUCACAGCAGUCUGCUCCGACAGGAAGGAAUCAUCUCCGAGGGCGGACUCAUUCGUGACACGGAUGUGACUCGAUACCAGCUCGCAGUCGAAUCGCUGUUGCACGUUGCCCGCGGAGACAGCACUUCUGAGAUGCUUACCAGUGUCAAGAAUGUCGUGGUCAGCGUGUCUUCUUUGACCGCGGCGGUCGGGACUGACGGUUAUCCGACCCCUUCUCCAUCACCGCUGGGUCCCAACGACGGUCCUCAGCAUCCAGCGCCGAGUGUCGCCAAGAUCAAAGCUCGCGUGACAGGCACCGCCAACAGCCUCAUCACCGCCACCAAACAGCACGCCGCGGCGCAUGGUCUCUCGCCGGUUGUCUUGCUCGAUGCCGCAGCUUCCAAUCUCACUGCCGCUGUCGUUCAGCUGAUCAAGGCCGUCCGCAUCCGACCCUCUUCUCGCUCCGAACUCCACGACAUCGAAGCCGCCGAUGAGAUCCAGUCUCUAUACGGCGAAGAUGACGACCGCAUCCCUCAACACACCGUCGACGCACACGACACCCACCUCCACACCAUCCACCACGACCCACCCACCGCCACCCGCGAAGACGAAGAAGAAGAGGACGACCACUUCAACGCCUACAGCCCCGACGCCGUCGAACCCAUCGACCCCUCCCCAUCCCUCCUCCAACUCCAACCGAAAGCGUACCAACCCCGCCCCUCCUCCUCCCGCUCCUCCAAGCGCAACACAAACACCAGUUCGCGCUCCUCCUCGCGGCCCCCGCCCCUCCCCGAAAAGGACGUCCCCUCCCCAGCCCUCUCCCACGCCCCCAGCAGCACCGUCACCACGCCCAACCCCGCCAAGAAAGUCAACGGCGGCUGGUUCGCGUGGGGCAAGCGCGGCGACAGCCCGGACUCCUCGGCGGACGGCAGCGUCGACGGCUACGACGACCACACCGUCUCCGUCGUCGGCACCGCCGCGACGACCUCGAUCGACACCGUCGCAGCGCCGCCGCACCCCCCGAAUGGCCUGCAGACAUUGACCGCCUCGCAGUACAAACCUUACUCCCCCGGCGGAGCCCGGGCCUAGGCGUGUUGGGAAUUCCCGUGAUCGGCGGACGACGGAUGAUCGGGCUUUCUGCAGGGAUGGAUGGACGUGACGAUGUCAGAUAGAGACGGAGUUUGGAUGAAAUGGAAUUGGAGGACUCCCCCCCCUCCCCCGCUAUGUAUGAUUCGAUGGAUUCG
Messenger RNA from Dissoconium aciculare CBS 342.82, 2970 nucleotides. RefSeq lists its product as uncharacterized. Lineage: Eukaryota; Fungi; Ascomycota; Dothideomycetes; Mycosphaerellales; Dissoconiaceae. The coding region runs from base 176 to 2815 and encodes 879 amino acids. The transcript has a single exon. Gene Ontology annotation, cellular component: cell cortex of growing cell tip; actomyosin contractile ring. The record is from RefSeq and is a predicted model, not a curated record. Gene Ontology annotation, molecular function: MAP kinase scaffold activity.